Molecule: messenger RNA, 1707 nt
Organism: Alternaria atra
Lineage: Eukaryota; Fungi; Ascomycota; Dothideomycetes; Pleosporales; Pleosporaceae
Exons: 4
Coding region: 1-1707 (568 amino acids)
Biological process (GO): regulation of intracellular pH
Cellular component (GO): vacuole; membrane
Source: RefSeq, a predicted model, not a curated record
AUGCCUGGCUCACCCGCUUCUUCCUGGGCCGUCUAUCGUGCGCGCUUCAAGGCUGCCUUCCACGGCGCUGAUGCACGCGUAUGCGCCGCCUUCUGGUUGUUCGGCCUCAUUAACAACGUCCUCUACGUAAUCAUCCUCUCCGCUGCCCUCGAUCUUGUCGGCCCAAAUGUUCCCAAAGGCGCCGUACUCCUAGCCGAUGUCAUCCCUUCGUUCCUGACAAAACUAUGCGCCCCGUACUUUAUCCACAAGAUUCCAUACAAUGUCCGCAUCCUCGUAUUCGUCUCUCUCUCAGCAUGCGGCAUGCUCAUCAUCGCCCUUACCCCGCCCCUGCAGGACUCGAGGACAAUCGCUAUCAAGAUGUGUGGAGUGAUGCUUGCCAGUCUGAGCAGUGGAGGUGGUGAACUGAGCUUCCUUGGCCUGACACAUUACUACGGACACUUUGCUCUGGCUUCGUGGGGCUCAGGCACUGGAGGCGCCGGCCUGAUAGGCGCUGGAGCCUAUGCCAUUGCCACCAACACGCUCGGCAUCACUCCUCGCACAAGUCUACUAGUCUUUUCUUUCUUGCCGCUAAUCAUGGUGUUGAGUUUCUUCGUUAUCCUUCCGCUUGGCCCACUGCGUGCUGGUGCCCAGAAACACGGUGGUUAUGAAGCCAUUGAUAACCAAGGCGACGAUGAGGAAGAGGAAGUUGCCCAGGCGCAAGAACAUGACGACCUGCUGUCUUCCUCCAUGCACUCGGCUUCUGGGCGCAGCUUCACCUCUGUCAAUAACAAGGGUGCUAACAGUGCCCUGAGUAGCUUCCGAGCGAAUAUCAACCGGGCGCGAGGAUUGUUCUUUCCAUACAUGCUGCCCCUCCUCCUCGUUUACAUUGCCGAGUACACCAUCAACCAAGGCGUCGCACCUACCUUGUUAUUUCCUCUCGAAUCAUCUCCCUUUGACGAAUACCGCUCCUUCUACAGCACGUACAACGCCAUCUACCAGGUUGGUGUUUUCAUCUCGCGCUCCUCCACACCCUUCAUCCGCAUACACCACCUCUACGUCCCGUCAUUUCUUCAAGUCGCCAAUCUCAUUGUUCUCGCGCUGCACGCCAUGUUCAACUUCAUUCCGAGCUACUACAUUGUAUGCGUCAUCAUGUUCUGGGAAGGCCUGUUAGGCGGACUGGUCUAUGUCAGCACCUUUGCAGAGAUUACGGACAACGUACCGAAAGAGGAUAGGGAGUUCAGCCUGGGCGCGACUAGUGUGAGUGAUUCUGGAGGUAUAUGCAUCGCUGGAUUUCUGGGCAUGGCCGUUGAGACUGGACUCAAAGGCAUAGAUGAGAGCACCGUAAUCGUGAAGGAUUGGCCUAGGCUGAAUGAGUUGAUCAAGGGCGUCAAGCAGAGGCAGUUUGCGGACUACCUGAAGGAGAAUCCUUUGGAGCUUGUUAGCAUUACCGAUGGUCUGGGUCCCUGGGAGAUAGAGUGGGAUGAGAUGUAUGAGGAGUGUGUGGGUUGUCAGGAAGGUGGGGAGUGCGAGGAAGACGAGGAAGAUGAGGAAGAUGAGGAAGUGGACAUGGACGUGGACGUGGAUGUGGGCACAUAUGUCUUCAUUCAGGUGGACGUAGACAGCGCCGUCGAUGCCGCUGUCUACUCCGACGAUGGCGAUGCCAUGGACGUCGACGACAAGGUCAGCUUCAAACCUUGUGUUGGAAGGCAGUAUGUUUGGCAAGCGUAG